Messenger RNA from Cyanistes caeruleus (blue tit), 5239 nucleotides. Lineage: Eukaryota; Metazoa; Chordata; Aves; Passeriformes; Paridae. The record is from RefSeq and is a predicted model, not a curated record.
GGGGGGAGAGGGCUCAGAGGUGAUGUUUUCACGUGGGGCGGUUCGGAAGCAGCGAAACCGAGACCUUUGGUGCAAUUUGUGCCCCAAGUGCCCGCGUGAGCUGUUCGUGUCCCGCUGCGGGUUCCUUGCGUGCGCAAAAUGGAGCUACUCACACCGAGCGGCAGCUGCUUCGCACCGCUGCCGUGUCAGGAGCUCGUCUCCAUUUACUGGGAACGAUGUUCCUGUUGCAUGUAAAUCAUGUCCCUGUGGCUACAUAUUUAUCAGUCGAAAACUCUUGCACGCUAAACGUGCUGAGAGAUCACCACCCAUCACAGAAAACAAGAGUGAGGCCAAAAGGAGGCGGACAGAGAGAGUUAAGCGAGAGAAGAUAAAUUCUGCAGUAAAUAAAGACUUAGAGAACCGAAAGAGAUCCAGGUCUAACAGCCAUUCAGAUCAUAGCAGACGAGGAAGAGGAAGACCUAAGAGUGCCUCAGCGAAAAAGCACGAGGAAGAAAGAGAGAAACAAGAAAAAGAAGUUGACAUGUAUGCUAACCUUUCAGAUGAAAAGGCCUUCGUAUUUUCAGUGGCCUUGGCGGAAAUAAACAGAAAAAUUAUCAAUCAAAGACUUAUUCUGUAACUUGUGAGCACAAUCUGAUGCAGUUUUAUGCAGGAUGGCUAGCAGAUUUCCAAGGUGCCAUGGACUCUCGGGAAGUGUGUUGUCUGCACCAACAAGGACCGUAGUAUUUCCUGUUAAAAUUCUACUCCUGUUCUUGGAAAUAGAAUUCUGUCUCUACAAGUCAGAAAGAAAGUGGUCACAAGAUUGUGCUGUGAAAAAUCAGAAAGCAAAUAUGUUUCAUGCCUUGAAGACAAAUGCUAGACAAAUGCACAGAGAGACUGCACCCAUCCCAGAGCACUUCUUUUGAAUUUGCUGCCAGAAAUGCAAUAUUUUAAAUAUUUUCAGAAAUAAAUGAUUUUCUUUUAAAAUUAUAUAUUUCAGAUUUUUCAGCUAUAUUGCAGUUUAUGUAUGUACAGUUCACAUAACUUUUUAAUAAAUUGAUAUUCCAGUAUUUUAUUGAACUGAGAAUUAAGUACAUUUGUGAUACUCAGGGUGUGUUGUUUUAAUCCUCUUACAAAUCUGGUAUUCAUCCUGGGUAUGACUUCAGUUUUACAUUUUUAAUAGGCGUGAUAUAAUUCUGGUAGGAAGAAAAUUAAAGUAGUUUCAUUUGGGAGGAUUAUUUUGUUAGACAACUUCAUAAUUUUUCUUAAUUAUCUCUAGAAAAUAAUUUCUUGCUCCAUAGAGUUGUUUUCUAAAAACUGUAUACUUUGGGGGUCUUGAAGUUUGAGAGCCAAGCACUUGUUUUGUCACAGUUAUUUGCUGAGUAUCUGCCUUGUUCAGCUGUAAGUUCUUGUCCUGUACUCUUUCUUGGCCCAUUAUUUACUGGAAAGGGAGAGAAGGGGACAUCAAAAAUGUAGAUCUGCAGUUGGCAUCCUGUGACUGGUAUUUCCAAAACACGAGGAUGUGGUAGUUCCUUUUAUUACCCAUAGCUUUUUUUGUCUGUCCUUUAAAAGCAUAAUUCUUAUUGGUAUUGUGUUUGGAUUGCUGACUGUAAAUACUAAAGCAAAGUCUGAGUGCAAAAAUCAGCUGUUUUGAUAGAAACAAUCCUUUCCUAGGGCAGACAUUCAACAAAGUCUUUCUUAAAGUGGUAUAGUGCAAGUGCAGCCAAAACUCUUCCUUUAGUAACUGUAUGGGGGCUGUAUUUUACAAAAAAAAGAAAAACCCUCAAAGCCUCAAGCUGUGUAAAAUCCUGAGGGGGGAGGUGUAGGAGAUAAUUGCAUUCAUAAAAUCUGACGCACUGGGGUUUAGUCACCUUUUAUUUGCUCUAUUGUAGGAGGGGGAAUGCAACUAAAUGUCUUUUUCUUCAGUAUUACUGGAGCUUUUCAAUAUCACGUUGAAUAGUGAGAAUUGCCCAAUGAGGUUCAGCUACAGAACUGAUCCCUGGGUGGAAGCCAAGAUAUUUAUUAAUAAAGCUGGACUAUCAAAUACAGGCUGUUGGUAGUUACUGAUUAACAGAAGGAGCUGUGAUAGCUUCAAGUUAAGCCACAAGGCACUGAUCAAAUGCAAACCGUUAAAUGAGAAACUGCAAAUACAGGACCUACUACUCUGCAUCAUUAAACUUGUGCUUCCCAGAGCUGUAGCCUGUCACAGAUACCAGUAGUAAGAACAGGUGAGUCAGUCUUCAGGACAGAGAAUAAGUUUGUUUGGUAAGUUGUUAAAGUCCCAGUGACAAAAGGGAAGUUCUGACUUAAGGAUGUGAUUAGGCUGGUGUUAACUUCUGUGGCUGGAAUGAGAUGUGUUAGGAAGGGACAGGGGGAGCUGCCAAAGCAGUCUCUUUAGUGCUCUGUCCUGCUUUCCUACAGGUUUCUAUCUCUGCUCCUGCACACGGAAUUCAUUACCAUCACAGGAUUGAAGUUAAUGUUGUUGGAUGUGACAAAACUGUAAGUUAAUUUCUACAUUUAGAUUGGUGCCUUUUCUAGUCAGUGCUUUUCCAAAACACAUUGGUACCUCUCAAAUGUGCAAGGCCAUUUUUUUCUCCUUCACUGGCAGAGGCUCUCCUGAGACAGUGGUUGAGUUCUAUUUCUGUAUUUCUUCUCUUUGUAUUCCCCAGGUCUCUUCUGUCAUCUCUUUCCUAUAUCCUCAUGCUACUUUUCUUCCCCUGAUGGCUUCCAGUGUCUUUGAGAAAGCUGUGAUGGAAGCAGGUGGCCUUGAAAACAUCCUAGGGGGCGAGUGUGUCUUUGCCAGGGGAUUUGGCAAAGCAAGAAACCUGACUUUCUCUUCCCACUAGCCAGGAGCAAGCCAUUCUUCCCUAAAUAGACAGGACAUUUCAGGCUCUUCCAAAAGCUCUGGUAACUGUGGUGUGCCAAGGCAGAUUUCUUGGAACAUAUUCAGUAACUGAACUGGAAAGAGUCUGCUUUGUACAAAAUAGGCAUCAACAUGGUGGAUCUCAAGAGCUCUUUCUUUUGUGUGUUAGAGAUGAUCCAUGGAUGAAACACUGGCAAAUCACUGGAGAUUAUAAUUGUAAAUUGUAUUUGUUCUCGGUCUAUGAAACUAAAAUAAAGCCAGUGACAGCUGAAUGAUGUAAGAGUAAAAUUCUAUGUACUGCAGUUCUGACUUGCUUGGAAACUGCAUAGUUUCUGAGAAACAAGAAUAAAUAUGGUAAGGCUUCAGGAAGUUGCUUGUGUGAAGGUUUUUUUGUGACUUCAGUUUCAGUGUAAGAUUUUAGGCUCUGCUUUUGGCUGUCGUUGUGGUUCAGGCUGACUUCAUUUGUGUCACUGCAUUUUUUCUAGCCUGCAACCUCACAUGGAAAAAUAGUCUUUCAGGAAAAGUGAAUUAGGCUGCAGUGUUUUAAUGAACAAAAGAAGAUAAAGUGAAAUACCACUGCAGCUCUGUACAUGUUGACUUGCCUGACUGGAUAAACUGUUUGUUGUGAACCAAUUAGUUUAGGAUUGUAUUGGGAACUGUUUGUAAACCACCUUAUAACAAGUUUGCAUUUUGCCACUACUUUGCCAUUUCUUUUUCCCAAAGAUCUGGGCUUCCAGUGUUUAUAGCUUUGUGUAAUAGCAUGUCUGACUAUGCAGUGGACUCACAGUUGAAAUUUUGGCUUGAGAUCCCUCUGCAUUUCCUCUGCUCUGCUCCUAGAUGGCAGCCGUAUCCUGAACAGCUCUUGAUGUUCUCACCAUGGAGGCCAGGAAGAGGGUAGUGUUUAGUUUUCAGGGGAAGCAACCUCAAAGAUUAUUUUUCUUUAGAACAUCACCCCUACCUAGCAUGGGAAAUGAAAAUCCUACAAAUGUCUGCACUGAAACAUUGCUUCAUCAGUUGUGUGACGUCAGUUCUUGAGGUGUGAGGAUUGGUGGAGUUGGAUAAUUUGUCAGGACCAGAGAAUCCUGAACUUUAAAUUAGCAAUCAAAUAGAAAAUGGUUUAAGGGAGCACUUUCAGAUCCCCUGGAAGUUUUCUUUGGUCAAAUUUUGCAAACCUCUUUUAAUUGUCCAGGUUUUUUUGUAUGGUUGAUUAAAAAAAGUUAAAAUUGAGACAAGAUAUUGGAGAAUAAUCUGCAGAUUAUCAUUGUCCUGUGGUUGGGCAGGAUUUAUUGAGAAAGAGACUAAAAAUGAGAUACUGGCUUUGAAUAUCAGUUCUCAAACAAGAUAUUUAGGUUGGUUUUACAUAGUGCUUUUCGAUUUUUUUUUUUUAUUUUGUAGUUUUUUCUAUGUUUUGGGGUGUUUGAGUGAAACAGUGAUCAUGUAGGCUAUUAGCAGUUCUGUGUCUGUUCCUUGUGUCUUGGACUGUACUUGUAUCUUCAUUGCAGUGGUGGUAGGACAGCUCUAAUAAAUAAUAGAAUAAUUUUAUUUCUUCUUUUUUUGGGUUACUACUUUCAAAACAGGUUACAGAAUUUUAAGUCUGGUUCCCAACGCUAUAAAUGAUUAAGCAGGUUUUUUGGUUGAGAUGAAGAUCAGUUUUUCUGCAUUAUGGCACAUCAGACAUUGAGUGAUUUCCACAGAUGUUGUGAGUUCAUAAUGAACUGAAAAUAUCUGUGAAUCGAUGUACUAAAUUGUUUGGGUUUUUUUUUUUUCCCUGCACUUACUUUAAAAGGGUUUCUGGCACUGCCAGCUGUUGGUUGGGAUGUGCCAUCCAAGUAAGAGAAAAGGAAUUGAUUAGGCAGGAGGCAAUGAGAGUAGAUAAAUAUAUUUAAUAUGUAAAUGUAUUUAAUUUUUUUCUGCAGAAGAAAGCCUAAACCUGCUUUCACCAAAGUUGUUUAAAGUUCCAAGCUCAGAACAUGGUUCACAUGAAUCAUUUGGUGUCAUCAUGCAGCAUUUCCCCAGGAAAAGGUCAGGUACCUCUUCUUCAUCUUCCCCUCACUCCCUCCAAUAAGCUGCUUUUUUUGGUGGUGCUUAGCUUCAUACAUGAAACCUGGGCUCUGUCUUCGUUUACUGCCUUUGGUAUUCUACUGUGUGUUAUUUCUCUCAAUUAUAACUUACUAAUUUUAUUAAUAAGAGUUAAGAAUUAAAUACUAUUUUUAAUCCUGCACAGCAUUGAGGACCAUAAAAUGCUGUUAAGAACAGUGAGUGUUCCAGAUACCAGGAGUACAAAUAUUAAUAGUCUGGCAGUUUACCAAGUUUCUGUGGUGUCUGUUUUGUCUUGGAACAAACAACUUAUGAAUAUUUAAUGGAAAAUAUCAUGCUAAUAAAGAGAAAUCUUCAGACUGA